CAAAACCCAAAAAACCGCAGCCUCGGAGAGGCAGAGGAAGCGACUGCUGAGCGCGGGCGGGCUGCCGCCGGGCGUGGUGCCUACUGCCUGUGCCCGCUGCCCAGCCUGCGCCCUGCCUCGCACCCGACACACUUCGGAGCCCAGACCCCAGAAAUUGAACAUAUCAAUUCAUCGCCAUGUCAGCCCUGAUUGUGGAGAAUUUCCGCUUCCUGUCGCUCUUUUUCAAGAGCAAGGAUGUGAUGAUCUUCAAUGGGCUGGUGGCCCUGGGCACAGUGGGGAGCCAGGAGCUGUUCUCUGUGGUGGCCUUUCACUGUCCUUGCUCCCCAGCCAGAAACUACAUUUAUGGGCUGACUGCCAUUGGGGUCCCCGCCUUGGCUCUCUUCCUCAUUGGUGUCAUCCUCAACACUCACACCUGGAACCUGGUGGCUGAGUGUCAGCUACGCCGGGCCAAGAACUGCUCAGCUGCCCCCAAUUUCCUUCUCUUGAGCUCCAUCCUGGGUCGUGCAGCUGUGGCUCCAGUGACAUGGUCUGUCCUUUCACUGCUCAGAGGAGAGGCAUACGUCUGUGCCCUCAGUGAGUUUGUGGACCCCGCCUCACUGACAGAUGACAAGGGAAGUUUCCCCCAGGACCAUGCAGUUCAGAUCCUGGCCAAGUUCCCCUGUGGGCAGGCCCCAGCAAACUUGUCAAGCUUCCAGGAGGAGGUGAGCCGAAGACUCAAGUAUGAGUCCCAGCUCUUUGGGUGGUUGCUGAUUGGCAUGGUGGCUGUCCUCGUCUUCCUCACCAAGUGCCUAAAGCAUUGCUGCUCACCACUGGGCUACCGCCAAGAAGCAUACUGGGCUCAGUACCGGGCCAACGAGUCCCAGCUGUUCCAGAGAACAGCAGAAGUCCACUCCCGAGUGCUGGCCGCCAACAAUGUGCGCCGUUUCUUCGGCUUUGUGGCCCUGGACAAAGAUGACAAGGAGCUGGUUCAAGAGUUUGCCGUCGAGGGGAUCCAGCCAAGGCCCCAGUGGAAUGCGAUCACCGGUGUCUACCUGUACCGUGAGAACCAGGGCUUCCCACUCUACAGUCGACUACACAAGUGGGCCCAGGGGAUAGUGGGGAAUGGGACCGGGCCAGACAAUCUGGAGAUGGCUUUCUUGGCUUCCUAGUACUGCAGACAUCCUCACGGUCCCACCCGUUUGGUGACUUCUCUAAUCCAGGCUCUGUGUCCCAGAGCUGUCCCACCCCCAGACCCAACCUGACUACUUCUUACCACUACCUGCUCAUAUUUGAUGGGCACAAAGGUGCCUCACAGUUCUGCACCCAAACCCAGGAGUUAACAGAUACUCAGCUGAUUCUGGGGUGGAGCCAAGGAAGCUGCUUUUACUAGCAUCACUAACAGGCCAUCAAAGGAGGCUGGAGGGUGGUGGUGAGGACGACAGCAUGUGGAAGGGGCCCAAGGUUGGGGAGAGGCUGGAGGGCAGUGCAGUGGUGCUGGGAAGGACAGUCCUGGCCCUGAAGUCUGUCUGUCCCACUCCAGCCUGCUGGAUCACCAGUUUGAAAAGACCUUGUGGCCUUUCCAAAGAAAAGAAGCUACUACUUUUGCUAACUUCUGAAUUCUGAGACACCAGAAACGAAGUCCCUUCUGUGCCUUGCCAUUGGGUGCCUUGUGACAAUGAAGGGUUGAGGGCAGUUAAUUUGUGUCUAACUGCACUUGUGUCUGGGUGACCAUCUUUGGAAAGGAAAGAAGAGGACCUAGGGAACCACUAAUAAGCUGUUCC
Messenger RNA from Dromiciops gliroides (monito del monte), 1760 nucleotides. RefSeq names its product calcium homeostasis modulator family member 2 (gene CALHM2). The record is from RefSeq and is a predicted model, not a curated record. NCBI's taxonomy places the organism in Eukaryota, Metazoa, Chordata, Mammalia, Microbiotheria, Microbiotheriidae. The transcript is spliced from 3 exons. The coding region runs from base 177 to 1148 and encodes 323 amino acids. Gene Ontology annotation, molecular function: monoatomic cation channel activity.